Molecule: messenger RNA, 1426 nt
Organism: Ruditapes philippinarum (Manila clam)
Lineage: Eukaryota; Metazoa; Mollusca; Bivalvia; Venerida; Veneridae
Product: venom protein 164-like
Exons: 2
Coding region: 71-394 (107 amino acids)
Source: RefSeq, a predicted model, not a curated record
GAUAACAUACUAUAAUCAAGAUAAUGUAUGUCCUUUAUCUUUGUGUUAAGUGCAAAACAAGCACAACAAUAUGGCGAUGUUAAAACUUUUCUUCUUGUUUACAAUUUUCACUGUCACCAGUUCUCUAUUUUUGGCACAUGAUUGUCAGAUGUCCAGCCUAGCACUGCGAUACAGUACAUGUCCGCCGGGCUCGUGCUGCUGCCAGGACCCAACACAAUCAGGACAAGUUUACUGUAAACCAAUUAGUGACGUAGGCGGACCCUGCUAUGCUGCAGCCGAAGAGUGGCCUGAAAGUUGCCCGUGUAAAUCUUCCCUUACAUGUGUCCCCAAUCUGCAAGUUCCAACAUGGACAUCGAAAUAUGGUAGAUGCCAAAAUGUGACCACUUCUGUGUAGUGUAGAUAGUGAUCACUUCUGUGUAGUGUAGAGAGAUAACUGAAAUUUAAAUUGAUGAGUAAACGUUUCUUAAGGGAUGAUUUUCUGUUACUUAUACUAUAUUUGCGUUGAAUUUAUUUGUAUAUUUUCAUGUGUGAAUAGUGAAACCAUGAUAAAGAAUGUUACAAAAGUAAAGAUUCACAAUUAAUAGUUUCUCGCAAUUCAAAUUGUGUUAAUAAAUAAUGUUUCAAAAGAAUUAAUAUAGAUAAUAUAGGUAAAGUUGGAUUUUAAGUCAUUUAAACCCAGUACAAAUCAGAAAGUGAAAGUGUGUUUCAUGUUAUACUGGAGAUGCCAACGACUAUCAUUUUAAUAGUCGCCUUCCGUAAACUGGCCAGAUCUCUGUCUACCUUUUGCCAUCAUUAUUCUGUAUAUGAUAUUUAACUACAGAUUUACUUCAUUCAAUGUAUAAUAUAGUCGAUGUAUGAAGAUUUAUGUUAAAAUUAUCAGGCCAUGUUCACAACACCAUUCAAUCAAAGUGAAUUGGUUUAUAAUAAAAGGUGUUUAAUACAAUAAAUAAUGUUGAUAUAAAAUAAUGUUGAUAGUUAUCAGUAUCCGACAAACAACCAAAGAGUUAUAUGAGCCGCGUCAUGACAAAACCAACACAAUAGGUUUGCGACCAGCAUGGAUCCAGACACGCCUGCGCAUCCGCGUAGUCUGAUCAGGAUCCAUGCUGUUCGCUAUCAGCUUCUCUACUUGUAAUAGGGUUUGUAAGCGAACAGCAUGGAUCCUUAUCCUGGUCGCAAACGCAUUACGUUGGUUUUGUCAUGACGCGGCUCAAUCAUUAUUCAUCGUAUUUAAACGUUCAUACUGAAUCAUUUAGAACUUAAUCAACAAUUUUUUUCAGGCAAUAUUUUAUAAGAAUAUCCAUGUGACACAUUUCUUAUGUUUCAUCAGUAUUUGAAAUACUUAUGGAAAAUGAGCCCAUUGUACGCCUAUAAAGAACUCUGAAAGAACAUUUACACUUAAUGGCAAAAAAUAAAUUUGCUAAAUCAA